GUGCGGGUUGACAAGAUGGCAAAUUUUAAGGGUCACGCACUUCCAGGCAGCUUCUUCCUGCUCUUUGGGCUCUGGUGGUCUGUGAAAUACCCACUGCAGUAUCUCAGCCAGAAAAUAAGYAAGAAAUCCCACAGGACUCAUUUUUUCCAGCGUGUGGAUGCCAUUGAAGGGGGAAUCAAAAUCGUCUUUUCUCUGAUAGGGAUGCUGGCGGAGCAGUUUGUCCCCGAUGGUCCCCAUUUGUACCUGUACAGCGGGGAGAAGCGUGACUGGGUGAAGCUGAUGAACUGGCAGCACACCACCAUGUACCUGUUCUAUGGCCUCUCUGGGGUGGUGGAUGUCCUCACCUACAUCUCCCAGCUGGUGCCACGGGGUCUGGACCGCCUCAUGUUGGCCGUGGCYGUUUUCGUUGAAGGUUGUCUCUUCUAUUACCACGUCCUUCACCGGCCCAUGUUGGAUCAGCACAUCCACUCCCUGCUGCUCAUCAGCAUCUUUGCGGGGGCUGGCAGCAUCCUGCUGGAGGUUUUCCUGCGUGACAACAUUGUCCUGGAAAUGUUCCGAGCCAGCGUCACCAUCGUCCAGGGAACGUGGUUCUGGCAGGUCAGUUCUGCCCUUCCAGAGCAACUUGGGGAGUUUUCUAAUAGUGAUUUUCUGCUCCUGUGUUUUAGCUGUCUGCAGAGGUUCGGGAGAGGCAGUGGAGAGCCCUACAUCAGCCUGGGGAUCCGGCAGCAGAAGGGUGACAGCAAAUCCCAAGCUGCCUUCYUGAACAGCUCCGAUGAAGAAUGAAGAGGGUGUGCAAACUCCUGCUCCAAAUACAGAGUUUUUUUCCCAGAAGAAAGAAAUCUAAUGAAAUAUUUACRUUUUGGAAAAGUGAGAGGUGCCCCUGUGGGGCUGCUGGGAGGAAGGUUGAGCAUGCAGGGGUGGCUGCCCUCCAUCCACACCCAAAUAUCUCUGGCUCGGGCACAGGCACAGCUUGGAGUGAUUUUUAGCAGCAAAACAAAGAAUGUAAAYUCAACACGACAAGAUUGUUCAGCCCCUGUGUGUUUCCAUGGAGGGCAUCCUUUGUCCAGCUGACUUUUCCAAGAGCUUGAGGCUUUGACCUUCUAUGUUGAGUCAGGGAAAACUCCAGGCUAAGGUCGUGCUCCUCUGGAGCAAGGCAUCACCCCAAGAAGGACAAGUAAGGGAGUGUUGAACAUGAGAUUAUGACAAUUUUUGCAACACCAGGGCUUGAUUGCACACAUUACAAAUGUUAUUACUGAAGCUUUGAACUGAAGAGGGGUUUUGUUAAUCGUUUUCAUGUUCACUUAAAGACUAAGAGAGUGAAUAAAUGUGAAAYAGAAAUCCUCA
Molecule: messenger RNA, 1344 nt
Organism: Malurus melanocephalus (red-backed fairy wren)
Lineage: Eukaryota; Metazoa; Chordata; Aves; Passeriformes; Maluridae
Product: transmembrane protein 45B-like
Exons: 4
Coding region: 16-783 (255 amino acids)
Source: RefSeq, a predicted model, not a curated record